GUCCUUGAUUUAGCGAAAUCGACUAUAUGGGUUGGCAACAUUGGUGUAUCAGAAAUGGCGGAUUAAACGAACGUAAAUUACCACGCUGCAGUCCUCAAUCCAAGCAAUCCCUACAUACUCCAACACCACAAUGGUGUCAGAAGUGCCGUCCGUGGUAGCGGAAGACUCCUAGAACCCGUACACCACGAAAUCAUCGGCGAGCACCGUCACAGCAAUCAACGGAACGGGUCAACAUGGCACACACGCUGCCCCCGUUUCCAAGCUUCAACGUCCAAGCGACGGAUGCCAACAACAUCGGCCUCGAGUGGGCCAAGUGGGUGGACAGGUUCGAGAACUUUCUCGUUGCGUAUAACAUUACGUCGGACGUACGCAAGAAAGCGCUCCUCCUUCAUUACGCCGGUGAGGAAGUGCAUGAUCUCUACCGGUCUCUCCCGGACGACUCGUUAUCGGCAACUGUCAGCAGCACCGCGCAAGGCGCAGCGAGAACGUCAACAUCUGAGUACGACGCCGCAAGAGCAAAGCUCGACGCUCACUUUGCACCAAGAAUCAACCCAACAUUCGCCAUUUAUCGUUUCCGACAAGCACAACAGAACGUCGGUGAGUCACUCGAUGCUUUCUAUGCGCGGCUCCGGCAGCUGUCUCGUCAUUGCAACUUCCCAGACGUUGAUCUCGAGAUAAAGAAUCAGAUCAUCAUCGCGACCACAUCCACGCGUCUGCGGAAGUAUGCCAUACUGCAUUCGCUGGACUUGCCAGAUAUCCUCAAGCAAGGACGCAUGUUCGAGGACGUGGAGCACGAUGUGUCUGAAAUCGAGCGGAGCGCCGACAAGCCAGUCCUCGCAGUACGAAAGGAUGAGCAGCAUCGCGGCAGCAAGCCAAAAAGAAGUUUGAAACCGCCUCAGCGACCAAACUACCAGACACAACGACAUCAUAGCCUGUCGACAGAUUGUCACAACUGCGGUGGCAAAUGGCCACAUGACGGCGGACGAUCAAACUGUCCUGCAUGGGGAAAAACAUGCAAAGCCUGUAACAAGAUCGGACACUUUGCCAAGGUGUGCCGUUCAUCAAACAAGACAGUACAAACUAUCAGCCAAACCCGCCAAGACAGCAGUUCAAGCGGUGAAGAACACGUUUUUGUAGCAAAAACAUUGCCUCCAGCAAGCACGUCUCCCAAAGCUGUCAUCAGAGUCGACAAUGUUCCAAUCACCUUCGUGAUUGACACGGGUGCAACCGUGUCGGUUGUUGGUGAGGAUGAGCUCCGGAACUGUCACCUAGAUGAGAAACUGGAGAAAACAUCCGUAAAGGUUUUUCCAUACAAAGCAACGUCUCCUCUGCAACUUCUGGGAAAAGUCUCAGUCAGCAUGAUGUACAAGGAAAGGUGCAGUCAAGAGGACAUCUUCGUCACCCCAGGAAGCUGCGCACCACUCCUAAGCUUUGCAGCAGCAUCAAAUCUUGGUCUUAUUCGAAUCACAUAUCAAGUCGAAGACUCCCCAACAGGAAAGUCGAUCGUGGAAUCAUUCCCUAACUUGUUCAAAGGAGUUGGCAAACUCAGAAAGCAGCAAAUCCACCUCUUCGCGGAUGAAACUGUUCCUCCCAUCGCUCAACCGCACCGACGCAUCCCAUUUGCAGUGCGAGCACUUGUGGAGACAGAACUCGACCGCCUCCUUUCAGAGGACAUAAUCGAGCCAGCAGUUGGACCCACACCAUGGGUGUCUCCAGUGGUUAUUGUACCGAAACCACACCACCCUGAUGAGAUCCGUAUGUGCAUCGACAUGCGCCUUGUGAACACUGCCAUUCAACGAGAGCGACAUCUGUGUCCAACAGUUGAUGACAUCAUCGUAGCUCUCAACGGAGCAACCAUUUUCUCAAACCUUGACCUGAAAAACGGCUAUCAUCAGCUGGAACUGGACGUGUCUUCGAGACGACUAACAACAUUUUCAACGCACACUGGUUUGUUCCGCUACAAACGUCUCAACUUCGGCAUCAGCAGUGCAGCAGAAAUCUUCCAGAACACAAUUCGCCAAGUGCUAAACGGCAUCCCAAACGUCCUAAAUGUCAGUGAUGAUAUUCUGGUCUUUGGAAAGACGAAAGAAGAGCAUGACGCCGCUCUAGAUGCAGUCCUACAUUGACUUCAGGAAUCAGGACUAACGCUCAAUGAAAAGAAGUGUCACUUCCACCAGCGAGAGCUGACCUUCUUCGGGCUCAUUUUUUCAUCAAAGGGUGUUAGCCCAGACCCUAAGAAAAUCGAGGCUUUCCUACAAGUAAGAGUACCAGAGUCUCCUCAAGAGGUGAAGAGUCUUUUGGGAAUGGUCAACUACUCGGGUCGGUUUCUACGAAACCUUACUCAGCCACUGCGUGAACUGACGCUAAAGAAUGCAACCUGGGAGUGGACUGAACGACACCAGAAAGCCUUCGACGAACUGCGGCGCGUCAUGUCAGACGCAUCUACCCUGUCCUACUUCGAUCAAGCCAAGCCGACAGAGCUGGUUGUAGAUGCAAGCCCGCACGGACUUGGUGCCAUUUUAACACAACGAGAUGGUGCACAGGUCGCAGUGAUAGCUUAUGCAAGCAGAGCAUUAACACCAGUCGAAAGCCGCUACUCCCAAAUCGAGCGAGAAAUGUUGGCAGCAGUAUGGGGCAUGGAACACUUUCGGCUCUACUUGUGUGGUGCAAACUUUCUUUUAUUGACAGACCACAAGCCCCUGGUGAGCAUCCUGGGAAACCCAAGGUCGUCACCAUCUGCCCGCAUAGAGCGCCUUGCUCUCCGCAUCCAACAGUAUGCAUUUGACGUACAACACACUGCUGGAAGCAGCAACCCCUUGGACUACCUUUCAAGACACCCAGUGCCACAACAGGAGACAGGCACUCGCAUCGCCAAAGUUCCUGAUGAGUAUGUCAACUUCAUCCAACGCCAGUGCAUCCCAAAAGCCUUCUCGGUCGAGGAAGUUGUGGAACAGACUAAGGCAGACCAACAGCUGCAGCUACUGGUGAGAGCCAUCCAGCAUCCUCUACGUAACGACUGGCUGCUACCAGAACUAAAGCCAUUUGCAGCUAUGAAGGCAGAACUCACUUUAACACCAGAAGGUCUCAUCCUUAGAGGGACACGCCUUGUCCUUCCAACUGGUCUCCAGAAACGUGCAGUGCAACUCGCACACCGAGGUCACCAGGGAAUCGUAAAGACGAAACAAUUACUACGAGAGAAGGUAUGGUUUCCAGGCAUGGACAACCUUGUGCACAUGCUGGUGAAGAGUUGCCUUCCAUGCCAAGCUGCAGUACCCCAAACAACUCAAGAGCCACUUGCGAUCACCGAACCUCCCAGCAGUCCCUGGGAAAAAGUAUCCCUUGACUUUUGCGGUCCAUUUCCCGAUGGGAAAUAUGCAAUGGUGGUGAUAGAUGACUUUUCGCGAUACCCUGUGGUACAGGUCCUCAAUUCGACAAGCGCACGCAAUGUACUGAGCAACCUCCGAGCAGUGUUUGGCCAGUUUGGCAUCCCAGAACAAGUGAAAACGGACAACGGGCCACCGUUCCAUGGCACAGAGUUUGCUGAGUUUGCCCAAGAGCUGGGAUUUCGACACCACAGAGUCACACCGCUAUGGCCUCAGGCCAACGGUGAAGUGGAACGAUUCAUGAGGACAUUAAAGAAACAAGUGCACACCAGUGAACUCGAAAACAAGGACUGGAAGGCUGAGCUAGAUACCUUCUUGAUGUCUUACAGAUCUACGAAACAAGGCACAACAACAAAAACGCCUUACGAAUUGCUGUUUGGAAGACCAAUGAGGAAUCUCCUUCCCCUUUAUGCAGCCCCAACCCCAAGAACAGUGGACUCAGAAGGACUGAGGUCAAGAGAGCUUGCAAGAAAGGCUUACAACAAGCAUCGAGCUGACACACGGAGAGGCGCUCGUCGACAUCGCUUCUGGGUGGGUCAGCGAGUCCUGUGUAAAAAAGCCCAACACAACAAAUUUACGUCGUAUUACGAUCCGACCCCUUAUACCAUUACCAGCAUUCAUGGAUCUCAGAUCAAAGCAUCCCAAGGCAACCGAAUGAUCACACGGAAUGCUAGUUUUUUCAAGGAUGCCUCCAGGAUCAACCGAGUGCCACGCAGAGCAGAGACCGACCUAGAUGACACUAUGCCACCGUCCAGCACGGACAGUUGCAUUUCAGCACCAGGGCCAUCAGUGCCUGCAAGACGACAGAGCCCCCUUCAUCGACGUUACCCCGUCAGAAACCGCAAGCCACCACGGCAUCUUGCUGACUUUGCAACAUAAUCCCUUUUAAAUUCUUUGUGAAGAAGAGUGAACUAUUACAAAAUGAAAGAACUCAUCUCAGCAAGUGUUCAGCUGAACAUCGACAGCACGUUAUUUAGUUAAUUUUGUUUUGUUACUUUGCAACAUUUUAUUUGAUGUAUUAGAUUCUCAAUUUCAUCUUCUCACAAGGAGGGUAACUGUAGUGUCCUUGAUUUAGCGAAAUCGACUAUAUGGGUUGGCAACAUUGGUGUAUCAGAAAUGGCGGAUUAAACGAACGUAAAUUAC
Messenger RNA from Ixodes scapularis (black-legged tick), 4526 nucleotides. RefSeq lists its product as uncharacterized. The record is from RefSeq and is a predicted model, not a curated record. Gene Ontology annotation, molecular function: aspartic-type endopeptidase activity. Gene Ontology annotation, biological process: proteolysis. Lineage: Eukaryota; Metazoa; Arthropoda; Arachnida; Ixodida; Ixodidae. The coding region runs from base 234 to 2126 and encodes 630 amino acids. The transcript has a single exon.